Heterocephalus glaber (naked mole-rat) is the source of this 2952-nucleotide messenger RNA. RefSeq names its product kelch domain containing 8A (gene Klhdc8a). The record is from RefSeq and is a predicted model, not a curated record. NCBI's taxonomy places the organism in Eukaryota, Metazoa, Chordata, Mammalia, Rodentia, Bathyergidae. Gene Ontology annotation, molecular function: protein binding.
GAACUUGGCCUGUGCUGUGCUGGUGGGUCGCCGGGCUGCCAUGGAGGUGCCUAAUGUCAAGGACUUCCAAUGGAAGCGCCUGGCGCCGCUGCCCAGCCGCCGCGUCUACUGCUCCCUGCUGGAGACCGGGGGACAGGUCUAUGCCAUCGGGGGAUGUGAUGACAGCGGAGUCCCCAUGGACUGCUUCGAGGUCUACGCCCCCGAGGCCGACCAGUGGACCGCCCUGCCCCCGCUGCCCACAGCCCGGGCCGGGGUGGCCGUCACCGCCCUGGGGAAGCGCAUUAUGGUGAUCGGGGGCGUGGGCACCAGUCAGCUGCCCCUGAAGGUCGUGGAGAUGUACAACAUCGACGAGGGCAAGUGGAAGAAGAGGAGCACGCUGCGGGAGGCCGCCAUGGGCAUUUCUGUCACGGCCAAAGAUUACCGAGUAUACGCGGCAGGCGGGAUGGGCCUGGACCUCCGGCCACACAACCACCUCCAACACUAUGACAUGCUCAAGGACAUGUGGGUGUCACUAGCACCCAUGCCAACCCCGAGAUAUGCUGCCACCUCCUUCCUCCGAGGCUCCAAGAUCUACGUGCUGGGGGGACGCCAGUCCAAGUAUGCAGUCAAUGCCUUCGAGGUCUUUGACAUCGAGACUCGCUCCUGGACCAAGUUUCCCAACGUCCCGUGUAAGCGAGCCUUCUCCAGCUUUGUGACCCUAGACAACCACUUGUACAGCUUGGGAGGUCUGCGGCAGGGUCGGCUCUACCGGCAGCCUAAGUUCCUUCGGACGAUGGACGUGUUUGACAUGGAACAGGGGGGAUGGCUGAAGAUGGAACGUUCAUUUUUCCUCAAGAAGCGGCGGGCAGACUUCGUGGCCGGCUCUCUGAGUGGACGGGUCAUAGUAGCUGGGGGCCUUGGGAACCAACCUACAGUCCUGGAAACGGCCGAAGCCUUCCAUCCGGGGAAGAACAAGUGGGAGGUCCUCCCGGCCAUGCCCACGCCCCGCUGUGCCUGCUCCAGCAUUGUCAUUAAGAACUGCCUCCUGGCCGUGGGGGGCGUCAACCAGGGUCUGAGCGAUGCUGUGGAGGCUCUGUGUGUCUCCGACUCUUAGCCGUCCGGGGCCUGCACCUUGGAUCUGAACUGUAUCACUCCACUCUGACACGAGGAACCAUCUCGGCAAAGCGGUUUGGGCUGCUUUCCAAGCUGCCAGCUCCCAGAGGAGGAGCCACUGUUGUCCUUUACCCAGCUCUGAACUAGACUGAAGGUCUCUUGGGAUUAAAAAUGGAGAAGGAUGGAGAGGAGGUGUCCUGAACUCCUUGUUUCUCCUUUGGACUGCAUUCCUCACCCAUCCGAUGGUCAACUGUGAGCCUGCCCUGGACCUCACGUGCUAAGCACGAAUCGGAACAGGAAGCCAGAGGCAGCUGCAUGGGGAAGGAAGACCGGGACUCACCCGGCCAGGCCAGGCCAGCAGCCUCGGCAGGAAAGACCUUCCUCUUGGGGUUCUUGCUGGCGUUGUUGAUGGGGAAGGAGCAGACUCAGCCCCGUGUCUGCUCCCCACAUCCCCCGUUUUGCCACCCCCUUCCCACCAGAGGCCCUGCCCUUUUGUUCCCAACGGCCCCCAGGGUGCACCUGUGAAACCUCCUUUACACUGUGGCAUCAGAAUCCACACACGAUGGAUUAAUUGCACUCUGGUUAAUAACAGCAGCACAAUAAUUAAACUCUACAUUCCUAUCUUCUCUGCUGCCUGCUACAGGAGUUGGGUGGAGAGGUGCCCUGAUGGAUAGAGAGGACCCCAUAAGCCGAUCCCUCUGGUGUUUUCAGGCUAUUUAAAUAGAGCCCUAAGUGCCUGUCUUGGCUGUUCCCAUUGAAGAGUUCCAUCUGUCCCACUCAGAAAAACAGCAGAUUUUCCUUGUCUUUGUACCAAGAUUCCAUGUCUGUGUUUGGCAAAGUUGUACUCAUUCAGUCUUCUUGAUCAGGUUCCUCCUCCUCCUGUCUGGCUUUACUUUAUUCAGCAAAAACUCUCUCAUUUUCCUUAUCCAACAUACAGAGGGAGCUGCUCACUGACUUUUUUAAAAGGCGGAAAAAAAAAAACCCUUCAAGAAUGUGCCUCCUUUAGCUCUUAACGGCAUCUUUGUGACUCCCAGUUAUUUUUAAAAAGCUGUGCCCAGCUCAGCUUGGGGUGAAGCUCAGUGGUAGAGCACUUGCCUCGCCUGCGUGAGGCCCUGGACUCCAUCCCCAGCCCCCAAACCGAAACCAUUCUAGCACUGGGAAAUGCAAAGAUUUGCACAAUGUCUGCCCUGAGGGCUGUGGCGGAGCCCGGCAGCGCCAGCCUGUGGUAGUAUAGUUAUCUCCCGAGGAGACAGAACAGAGGAUCGCCUGUCUGAAUCUGAGGGGUCAGAGAGAGCCUCCUGAACAAGGGGUCAACCUCAGCUGCGUUCUCAAGGUUUAGUGGAACCUGAUUCUUGAAGGAGUAGGGACUUUUAUUCUCCUUUUUUCCUGGGACGUGGACUUUUUCCUUCCUUGGGUCCCAGGGGAUGCCGGCACCUGCUGGCCCCACAUUUCCUUUGCAUCAGAGUGAGCAGACUCGCUGUGGCCACUGGUACCCCCUAGUGAGCGGACUGCAGACAGGCUGCCGGCAUUGUUUUUACCUCCUCUAUUUCCUCUGAACUGUUACAAAAAGGAGCUGGAGGAGCUGUGGGUGUUAUAACCGAGGGGACCGCACCCUGGAGGAAGCUGCCACAGAGGCUGUCCGGGGUACAGUCACCCCUGUUCCCCUUCCAUUUCUGCCCCACCCCCUAGCCCUCUCAGCCCCCUACCCAAGAAAGCUGUUUAAAAAGAGUGGUACCUUCACCCUUUGCCGGAGGAGGCCAAGCCUUAUGGGGGCAUGUCUCCAAGUGCACAAAAUGGCCCUGUAACCGUGGAUGGAACUGAAGUAUUUUAAAAUAGCUGGAACCUUAUGGAUACAGCCAA